Messenger RNA from Cantharellus anzutake, 1089 nucleotides. RefSeq lists its product as uncharacterized. NCBI's taxonomy places the organism in Eukaryota, Fungi, Basidiomycota, Agaricomycetes, Cantharellales, Hydnaceae. The transcript is spliced from 3 exons. The record is from RefSeq and is a predicted model, not a curated record. The coding region runs from base 190 to 1023 and encodes 277 amino acids.
GGAACCUCUUUGCUGACUUAGGCUUGAACACAAUACCCAAAAUACAGCUAGCCACACUAUAUGCGUUCGAUGUCCUGGCGCACGUAUUUUGCGCGCUCCAGUGAUGUUCUCGACCCCGAGCUGGGAUAAUAUUGACAAUCCCACACACGUGAACAGAUUGGGGGCAAUUUAAUUCUCACCGACGACAUCAUGCUCGUCCCACCGUUCGCGAGGAGAGCGGUCGUGGGUUUAACCAGCCAUUAUGAGAUGACACCUUCCCGUGGACUCUUAUCCACCCUUCUGCUCUCUACUGAGAAAUGGACGGGAAGAAGUGCUAAUGAGCUUCGUCGGGAAGCCAAAGCCACAAGGCUCUCUCAAGGCAGGAACACGCGAGUCCUGGUCCGGAGAUUCGCUGAAUCGCUUUGCGCCGAGGUGCACACGCAACUGAAGCCCGGUGCUCUCGCCCCCGCCGCACGAAUGUUCGUAACGAGCGCACAAUCGGACCAAGGCGACACUUCCAGUAAAUUCACCCCUCGCCGACGCAAGGUGUUGGAAAUUAAGUUACCCGAGGAGCCAGAGGUUCCCGACGAAGGCCCCAUUAUUCCUUACUUGCCCGACAAUUUCUUGUCAAAAGAAAAAUGCUCGACACAGGCCCACCCCGAGCGUAGCACUCCUCGCGUAAUGACUGUGGCAUCUGCCUCAACUCAUCAUGAUGGAGGACCCUCUCACAACCUGCAUGAAGCUGGUGACGCCCAUCUUUUCGAAGUUGGCGAGCACGGACAGCAUGAAUAUGGGGCUUCGGAUACUCCUAGUCCUGGUCACGGCUCGAAUAAAACGCUUUUUAGCUUGGAUUCGUUGCCUGGAGAAAUAUUGGAAGUAUCUGGAAUCCCAAAAAUAUUACUUCCUUUUUUAAAAGUGAGUGAAUCAGAGGCUCAACCUGGCACGAGGAGGUCUUCCGAACUUGAUGGCGAGCAUCGCAAAGGACUAUUCGUCUUGGGUGGUAUUCUUGGGGGUGGUUGGCUCUUGAGCAAAUUAGUUUCUUAAGGGGACCGUGCAUUGUUAUCUUGUACUGAGAACAUUACAUAUAAUACGCAAUAUUCUUGACAUGUC